GUGAGAUAAAAGUGUGCAUACGGUGCUUCGAUUCGCAUAAAAGCAAAUGCAGUGAUUUCACAACAGAGUUUCGUGACUUAAACAAAAUGAAAUUUCUAUUCGUGACCGUGUUUCUAAGCGUUUAUGCCAGAUCUGUGAUUUCGUUGUUCUGUUAUUGGAAUACCGGCUGUCCAUAUAAUUAUUUUUCUAGCAGAACUCCAUAUAAUGCAGCCAGAGGGGAUAUAAGAGACUCAGUUAUCAAACUUACCGAUUGUGAACCAAUAAGUAUUUGGGGUCUUGUAAGACAUGGUAAAAGGAAUCCUGGUGCAGAAUUAGCAUUGACUAUGAAGAAUGCUAUUGUAAUCAGAGAAUACGUUGUAUCUAGUUAUGAGAAUGGAAACAGCUCAUUAUGCGCGCAAGAUAUCGAAAAUUUGAGAGAAUUGGGCGCUGAUUAUGGCAUGUUCGAAAAUGCAUAUCAACUCUCUGAAGAAGGUUAUCAAGAGAUGAUGGAUAUUGGUAAAAGAUUUAAACAAGCUUUUCCUAAAUUAUUGAACAAACUGGAAAGUCAGAGCUACACUUUUAGACCGGCUUUUGGCAACUGGAUGCAAAAAAGUGCUGAAGGAUUCGUAAAUGGACUCGCUAAUGGUAACUUGGACAUUGAAAAGGCUACUACUGAUUUUGACAUUAUGGAUCCUUACACAACAUGUGGCAAAUAUCAAAGAGACGUAAAAAAGAAUCCUGAGAUAUACCUCGAAUCAAAUAAAUAUUUGGAAACAACGGAAUUUUUGGCUACAAAAGAUAGAAUUCAAAGGAGAUUGGGAAUCGAUUACCCAUUAACAAAUGAAAACAUAUCGGCUUUGUAUGACCUCUGUCGAUACACUUGGUCAAGCAAAGACAAAAUGAGCCCAUGGUGUGCAUUAUUUACGACUGAGGAUCUCAAAGUUUUAGAAUACGCAGGAGAUCUGAAACACUAUUACAGAAACGGUUAUGGAAACUCAAUUAACGCUCUUUUAGGACAGAUUCCAUUGAGUGAUUUAUUCAAAAGCUUUCAAUUAGCCAAAGAUGGAAAAGGAAAGAAGAUAAUAGCUUAUUUCACUCAUGCAACAAUGAUGGAUAUGUUGUACACGGCCUUAAAUUUGUUUAAAGACGAUGUUGAACUAACUGGUGCACUUAGAAACCCUGACAGAAAAUGGAGAACUAGUAAAUUGUCCAUCUUCGGAGCAAAUAUGUUUGCAGUACUCAACAGGUGUAAUAGAGAAAACAAAACGGACUACAACGUUGUUUUUUACUUAAAUGAAGAGCCACUGAAACCAAUUUGUGAACAAGGAGUGUGCACAUGGGAGGAAUUCGAAAACAAGUUCAAAACAAUGAACUCCAACACGGAUAUGUGUCAAUUCAAAAGUGUACCAUACAUUUAAACCACUUUAAUUUAAUUAAAGAAAUUAAAAUAUAUCAUAAAAAAAAUUAAAACCGAUUUUUGUCUUGUGAAUGAAAUUCCUAAUCGUUUUAAAAGGUUAUCAUCAUUCACUUUAAAGGUUAAGACUGCCUACUAGAGGUAGCUUAGAAAGUCGUGUAAUAAAUGUUAUUUUAUGUCGUAACUCUUGCUAGUUCCUGGAUACUUUUUUAUUUUGUUACAUAGUUAAGU
This is a messenger RNA of Bombyx mandarina (wild silkworm), 1624 nucleotides long. Its product is annotated as multiple inositol polyphosphate phosphatase 1. The record is from RefSeq and is a predicted model, not a curated record. Gene Ontology annotation, molecular function: inositol phosphate phosphatase activity; acid phosphatase activity. NCBI's taxonomy places the organism in Eukaryota, Metazoa, Arthropoda, Insecta, Lepidoptera, Bombycidae.